CAGUUAUACCAGCGUCUAGAGACCGUCGGGAAAGGUGCUUACGGCUCCGUUCAUAAAGGGAAACACAUCCCAACAGGCAACGUUGUUGCUCUCAAAAUUAUCAAUCUCGACACACCCGACGACGAUGUUGGCGACAUCCAGCGUGAGGUUGCUUUGUUGACUCAGUUGCGCGAUGCGCCCAACAUUACCAAGUAUUUUGGUUGUUAUAUGGAUGGUCCUCGUGUCUGGAUAGUAAUGGAAUUUGCCCAGGGCGGAAGCGUCCUGUCUUUGAUGAAGGCUUCCAAGGACGGUUGCAUAGAGGAGAAGUACGUGUCAGUCAUCAUCCGAGAGGUUCUGGUUGGCUUGAGUUACCUCCACAAAGUGCCCGUUAUUCACCGAGACAUGAAAGCUGCCAACGUACUCGUUACCGCUACCGGAAAAGUGAUGAUAUGCGACUUUGGCGUCUCUGCACUUUUAACAACAACAUCAAGUAAACGGAACACUUUGACGGGGACACCCUAUUGGAUGGCUCCAGAGGUCGUCCAAAGUGUUCCUGCAUACGAUACAAAGGCUGAUAUCUGGAGUCUGGGAAUUAUGAUAUAUGAGAUGGUUAAAGGAUCUCCCCCUCAUUCCAAUCUCGAUAAAUUCCAAGUCAUGGACCUAAUCCCUAGGGCAAAACCUCCACGGCUUCUUGAGGGCGAAGGUGGGAAAGAUAUGCGGGAUUUUAUGGCGCUCUGUCUUAAAGAGUCACCU
Messenger RNA from Laccaria bicolor S238N-H82, 732 nucleotides. RefSeq lists its product as uncharacterized. The annotation marks the transcript as partial. The record is from RefSeq and is a predicted model, not a curated record. The transcript has a single exon. Gene Ontology annotation, molecular function: ATP binding; protein kinase activity. Lineage: Eukaryota; Fungi; Basidiomycota; Agaricomycetes; Agaricales; Hydnangiaceae. Gene Ontology annotation, biological process: protein phosphorylation.